GAGAAUUUAAUAUACGCCAAUAAAGAAAGAAGACCGUAAGUGUAGAGAAGAGAGAGAGAAAGAGUCUCUGCAUCUCGUGGUCUUGCUCCGCCGUCAGGGGGAAAGAAUAUGGAAGCAGCUAUUGCUGUUCAGAGGUUUCACUACUCAUCACCAUGUAUUGAUUGGAGAAAUUUUGAAGGGAAGCCUCGUGGUUCUCUACGUUACUACUCUCACCGAAUCAAAGAGAAUAAAAGGCUUAUUAUAGCUGAUUUGCAACCUGACAAAAGGAGAAGGGAUCAUCGACAAAGAUCAGUUUCUGACAAGAACUCUUCAGCAUUGUUGGAAACUGGAGAGCUUCUUCAUUCUCCAUUUGAUGAAGAAGUGGUUUUGAAGAGAAAAGCUGAAGAGGUUAAACCGUAUAUAAAUGGACGAUCUAUGUAUCUUGUUGGAAUGAUGGGUUCCGGGAAGACGACAGUAGGAAAGAUCAUGGCAAAAGCACUUGGUUAUACCUUCUUUGAUUGUGACACAUUGAUCGAGGAGUCGAUGAAUGGUACUUCCGUUGCUGAGAUAUUUGAGCAUUUCGGUGAAGGUGUCUUCAGAGAGAAAGAGACCGAGGCACUAAAGAAGCUCUCUUUGAUGUACCACCAAGUUGUUGUGUCAACAGGUGGAGGUGCGGUUAUAAGACCCAUUAAUUGGAAGUAUAUGCAUAAAGGUAUUAGCAUUUGGCUUGAUGUUCCCCUAGAAGCCUUAGCGCAAAGAAUUGCUGCUGUAGGAACAAACUCAAGACCAUUGUUACAUGAUGAUAAGUCAGGAGACCCAUACACAGUGGCUUUAAACCGUCUUUCAACUAUUUGGGAAGCACGUGGUGAAGCAUAUGCUAAUGCCAGUGCGAGAGUCUCCUUGGAGAAUAUUACAUCAAAGCUCGGGUACAGAAACGUCUCAGACCUGACACCAAUUGAUAUCGCCAUUGAAGCUUUUGAGCAAGUUCAGAGCUUUCUAAACAAAGAGGAUGGCUUCUAGAUGGAGACGGUUAUGUUUCCCUGCAACAUCUCAUCAGUAGUUUACGUAUUCUUGUUCCAUCAGAGCUUUGUCUGUGCCUAGUUUUGACUGCUGUGUACAGAUUAUACGAUUGAAAUUUGAAUAAUACUCUUUGUUUUAUCACAAUAAGAUAACUUUCUGCA
Messenger RNA from Eruca vesicaria subsp. sativa (arugula), 1160 nucleotides. The record is from the annotation of a GenBank genome assembly. Lineage: Eukaryota; Viridiplantae; Streptophyta; Magnoliopsida; Brassicales; Brassicaceae.